CUCUCGGGAUCGCGCUCAUCUGUUUGGCUGGAAAUUGCCUCCGCGGUGUAACAGGCCGAUCAUUAUGGGGGACACAGGACCCCGAGACGGGUUAGAUCCUGACCGACCGACCGCUGUACUCAGAUCAUCGAGGCGGUUUAUUCCGAGAUAAAAACAAAGUGUGUGUCCUAUAAUAGACAGCCUGUCAGUAAGCUGCAGAGGAGGCGGUCUUUGCUGGGAUUCAAUCUGAGCUACAGUCGGGCAAGGAAAGAGAAACGCGAGGAAAGACUGUUUACAAUCUAUCUGGAUCCACCUCGGAACUGCGGGAAUGAUGGAUGGAUUGUCGAUUGUAAGCCGGUCCGGUCAGCCCAGCCCUGUCAGAUCAGGGUGGGUUCAUCCGGAAUAAAAUCAGUGAGCUCUCAUCUGUUGGCUUCUCCUCCGCCGGGCGGCAAUGUCCGCUUUCUGCCUAGACCUGCAGACGUCCGCCGGGGUUUCAGCACCACUGGAGCUGGACAGCGACUGCAUGGAGCCCCGAGCGAGCCCCGGCGGGCCCCAGGAGCCCGGCGGGUAUCAGGGUCACCCGCUGCGGCACACCGGCUCCGGAGGCCUCGGCAUGGCCUUGGAGGAGGAACUGGCCAUGCUUUGCGGGGAGAGGGGCGACCAGGGGGAGCUGUCGGACCUGCAGGAGACGCUUUCCGUGGGGCAUAACGCAGACCUGCUGUCGCUCUUCCGUCAAAAGGAAAAAGACUUGGUUUUAGCUGCUAAACUCGGCAAAGCGCUGCUGGAGAGAAACCAAGACUUGACCAAGCAAUAUGAAAAAAUGCACAAAGAUCUCAACGAAAAAUUAGAGCACUUGGAACAAGAGAAGCAUGAGUUGCGUCGGCGUCUGGAGAGUCGAGAGGGGGAGUGGGAGGGCCGUGUGGCUGAACUGGAGACGGACGUCCAGCAGCUGCAGGACGAGCUGGAGCACCACCAGGUCCAGCUGAGAGACGCCGACAGAGACAAGACGAAGGCCAUCAGCGAGCUCUCUGAACAGAAUCAUAGACUGCUGGAGCAACUUACUAGGGCUGCAGAGGUGGAGAGGCAGCUGUCCACUCAGGUCCAUUCAUUACGGGACGACUUCAGGGAGAAAAGUAUGUCUACAAGCCAGCACAUGACCAGACUUGAGACUUUACAGGCUGAGAUUAAGAUGCUGUCAGAGAGGAAGAUGGAGCUGGAACAUCGGGUGCACGCCAUGCUGGAGGAGAAUGAACUGCUGCAGAAUACGGUGGAAAAUCUCAGAGAGAGGACGCUUGUGUUGGAGAGGCAGUGUCACCAGAAGGACCUACAGGUACGUCAGAACCAGCUGGAGCUUCAGGAGGUUCAGAUGUCCCACAGACAGUUAACAGCUCGGCUGGAGGAAAUGUCCGAGGAACACAGCCUCCACAGCCUCACCCCACACCCAUCCAGCCUACUGUGUGAGAUAGAGCAGAGCAUGGAGCAGGAGGAGCAGGAGCAAGAGAGAGAACAGAUGCGUCUCCAGCUCUGGGAGGCCUACUGUGAAGUUCGCUCGCUGUGCUCCCAUCUCCGGGGAAAUGACGUCACAGACUCAGCACUGUCAACCGACUCUUCCAUGGACGAGUCCUCUGAGACGUCCUCAGCCAAGGAUGUGCCUACUGGAAGCCUCCACACCAGCCUGCUCGAGCUGCGGAGGUUAACACAGAAUCUGCUGGAUGGCAACGAGUCUACGGGCUCGAGGCGAAGUGAUGAGGAGGCUCUGGAGGAGCAGGCGAGGAAGCUGGGAGAAGAGCUGAGGGAAGUCAGAGAGCUGUAUGAAACCGAGCAGGACAAAACACGCAGCAAUGAAGAGGAGGCCCUCCAGCUACACAAUCAGAUGGCGCUGCUGUCUGUAGAAACAUGCUCCCUCCGGGAGGAGAAUGAACGGUUGAAGGCAAUGGCUGAAAUCCGGGAACCAAGCGAGCAGCUACAGAGUGCUAUCAGAGACAGAGACGACGCCAUAUCAAAGAAGAAAGCGGUGGAAAUGGAACUGGCCAAAUGUAAAAUAGACAUCAUGUCAUUGAAUAGCCAGCUCCUGGACGCCAUCCAGCAGAAGCUCAACCUGUCGCAGCAGCUGGAAGCUUGGCAGUGGCCUUUCUCAGCUUCCGUACCACCCUUUCUCCCUUGUGGUACCCCCCUCCAGCCUUAGAGGAUGAUAUGCACAGAGUGAUUGACCAGCAGUUGAUGGACAAAUACCAGGAUGAGUGGCGCACCACCCCUUCCUCUCUGUCGGGGUCAUCCAGGGCCAACAGUGGUCAGUCCUCCUGGCGUUCCCACCGCAUCUCAGACCGGGACAAGAGACUUUUCUCUUUUUUCAAAAAGAACUGAGCCACAGUGGAUUUGCCUGAGCACAGCAGACAGACACAGGCGAGGCGAGGUGAGGUGAGGUGAGGUGAGGGAGAAGGAGUGGAAUCACAGUACAGGGGUAACAACACACCCAAAGCUAGGCAGUGACACACUGAGGUUUUGGGGGGUUAUUAUAUUGCACUUAAUCUGUCCCAUUACUCCUCUUUUGCUGGUUAAUCAGCAACUACUGAUGAUGAGAGGUAGACAGAUGAGACAGGACUUCCCCAGAGGCUUUGGCUCCUAUCAUUAUAGAAAGGUAUCGGUGAGACAGAACAUGAACAGGGUCACAAAAUUACCUCUAAGAGGAAGGUUUCCUUGUAGUGCCUACAACUAUCUCUACUAGCCCACUGCCAACGAUGUAGAGAGGGAUCACAAUGUACAAACUGUCACUGUAUGUAUCCCAGUUAUCAGGCCAAAGAGUCUGGGGUAAGACAGGCGGGUUGAUGGGACGUUACAGGAUUGUGGGAACGUUAGCGCUGGGACAGAGCUGAAUGUCAGACUCCUCUGAGUGCAGCCCGCCCACAUGUGACCUCUCAGGUUUAUUCAUUUGUUCAGGGGAUGAUCACAACAUGAGGCAAAAGCUUUAUAUUUAAGAGCAACUACAGAGUGCUGUGUAAAUGAGCAGACGUGAAAAAAGAGUGCUUCUUUUGUUACUAACAGCAGUCUUUGUUUCUACAGUGAGGAUUCACGAUGGUUUACUGCUACAGGCCAAACUUACAAUCAAAGUGAGGAGAAGACCUUUUCAAUCACCUAAAUUGCAGCACUUUCAUAAAUAUGAGGACUUUAAGAACAAAAGAAAAAGAGAACAAAGUAUAUUUUAUUUAACUUUACUGAUCAAUAUUUUUUUAAACCGUGGGUUUGAUUAUAAAUGACUCCUUUUACACAACAGUGUAAUGUGAAAGAGGUCUCUGCACUCAUAAUCAAACCUACAGCAGAUUAUAACUCAACUCAGCUGUUCUCACAGAUCUAUGCAGUCUGUCUUUUUUAAGUUUUAGAGCAGUGGAAAUGCUCUGCCUGACCAAAACUGGAGAAGCAAACAUUGACCCUGGAAGUAAAAGAGAUUAAAACAGAAUACAAAUCAGUAAAUAACUGCUUUCUAAUCAUACAAUAUAAAUAUUUUAAAUGUGAUAAGAUACCAAAGCUAUUUUCACAUUUAUUUCAAUUUGUCCCCCAAAGUAAUAACCAAUGUCUUUAAAGAAGCAGGAGUUUUAAUCGUGGAUAUUAUCAUACCAAAGUUGAAGAGGGGUACAAUCAAGCAUGAGCAGGGAGAGAUGGAGUGAAUGUAUUCAAACCAGCACUUUUGAGUUUGGCCUGUUUGCGAUGGACCAUGUGAGCCUUCAUGUUCAUCUCUGACAUCUGAAUAAACCUCUGGGUGACCGAAGUUAGUGAAAUCGUUUGAGAUUCUUUGAUUUAUAUUUAAUGUUUAAACAUUUAUCAAAAAGGCACUGUCCAACAUCAUCUGUAUGAUGUUCAUUAUUUUUCUAGUUGACCAAAUUUAUACAAUGUUUACAUUAGCUCGAGGUGGGGGAAGAACUUCAAGAAAUGCUCAUCUAAUCUUCUAGUCAGUCAGUCUGAGCUCAACAAUAACUUGUUUCAUUUCCGUGGUCGCUAUGUCGUCUGAACGCAGACGUCAGAUCUAGUUUCCUCCUGAAGUGGUCGACAUCUUGAGCAUCUUUAGUUCAUCACUUACAGAAAAGUUCUACCUCCAUUCUCAUUGCUUCAAUAUUUCAUGGGCACUUUGAUUCCUGAGCUGCCGGGCUUCCUUUGUAGGUGGCGUAUAUCUGUGACUCCACUUGUAACACAGUAUGUGUUGACCUGAAUCUCCUAGCAUGAAUGACUUAGAGUGUGUCUGCACAGCGAUGUCUCGUGUCUUGUGUUUGUUCUCUUGUCUAAUGCAGCUGUGUGAACCUAUGCAGAUGUCUUCUUGUCAUCUCAGCUGGUUGUUGGGAAGGAUCAACCCAAAGAAUGAUUUUUAUAAAAAAGUCAAAUAGGUUUGGAUAAAUCGAUAUAUUUAUAUGAAAAAAUACACACCUUUUGAAUGAAACUCUUUUUUUAGACUGAAAUAUAUCUCUUUGUUGUUUCUAGGCUGUUUUUCAUGUUUGUCUGACAAUGAGAGGGAGAUCCACCGCUGUGUUGGGUAUCACCACUCAUUUCUUUGACUGUAUGGGUGUGGCAUGAAGUGAAGCUGGCAUGACAUUCAUGAGUACUUCUGAGUUUCAGUAAAUGUUUCACCAAUGAGAUGAGGAUCUCAAGACACCUUGUGAAUAUCAGUUAUUAGACUAAGAACACACCAGAGAGUCACUCGACGGAUCUUCAGUGGGCUUCUUGAUAAGUCACCCUAAUACAAAUUCUAAUAUAUUGCGUUCUAAUCCAUCAGUCUGACUACAGAUUAAGGGUUAGACAGUAGUCCAGGACAAGUUAACAUUUUCUAGAUGAAUGGUUAAAAAGAUAGAUUUAUUUAAAAAGACUCUGCAGGUCUUUUCCCCGGUUCAGGGGUCAAAUCGCUGACUUGAUGAGUCCCCCUGAAGAGCUAAAGAGACAUCAACAUAACUCAAUUAUCCUCCUGCAAGAUGCAAAACACAAGCCUCUCAGAUUGUCACAAUUAAACUGAUAGGCUAUACAUUAAAUGUUUAUUCAAAAUCAUUUCUGAUUGAUAAAAAGCUCAAAAGGACUCAUCAAUGAAGAUAAACAUAAUGCUAUGUAUGAACAGAAACACGAUUAUUGCCCAUUCAAGCAACCUCAGAGUAAUAAAUGUAAAAUAACUCUGACCACUCUUAAAAAUAUUCACACAACAAGAUUAUUCAAACUCUCAGAAUAUCAGCAGCCAGAAGAGAGAGCUUCCAGUUUUUGCAGAAAUGAUAAGAAUUAAAAACGUUAAAGCCUGUUUUGCAAAUUUAGAUCACCAUGCAGCCAAUAAACUCUCAAAACAGCCCAUGUUUGAAGUAAAUUCCCCCUCACACACCCACAUCUGGUAGAACAGGCUGUAACUGUGAGUGUGAAGUGAUCGGGCUGAAGAAGUCGAGCUUUAUGUUAAUGUGUUUGAAGCUUUUGAUACUCGUUCCACCUGAUAAAGGGCAGGUGAGGAAAAUAACCACAUCUGCCUGCAGCGAGCUGGGAUUAAACACCAGUCGAUCCCACUUUACCCAGUCUGUAGUUUGUCUUUCAUCAUGCCACAAGCUUGUAAGAACUACAAAACACAUAUUUUGUUCUGUCCAUUUUAUGUCCUCAUUUCUGAAACUGUUUCUUUUCUUCAUGUUUGUCUUGACCUUCUCCUAUUGGAAGCAUUUUAAAUGUUGUCUGUUCUUUGUUUUUAUUUAUUUGUUUUUAUCCUGACGCUUCAGCUGUUGUUUUCAAGGUUGGGAUUGAGUGCUCUCUGUUGGCUCGUUGUGCUCCAUGUGAGUGCUUCCAUUCAUCCUUAACUAACAGCAAUGUUUCAUUAACAGGAUGCUUCAGACUAUUCAAAAUAUGUAUCAUGCAAUUUUCUUAGUAUUUUGGGAUUUUUUUUUUUUUUACAAAUAAAAACUUUACAAUC
Notolabrus celidotus (New Zealand spotty) is the source of this 5893-nucleotide messenger RNA. RefSeq names its product BICD family like cargo adaptor 1 (gene bicdl1). Gene Ontology annotation, biological process: vesicle transport along microtubule; Golgi to secretory granule transport. The record is from RefSeq and is a predicted model, not a curated record. The transcript has 11 exons. Bases 431 to 2164 code for a protein of 577 amino acids. NCBI's taxonomy places the organism in Eukaryota, Metazoa, Chordata, Actinopteri, Labriformes, Labridae.